Molecule: messenger RNA, 2043 nt
Organism: Phytophthora infestans T30-4
Lineage: Eukaryota; Oomycota; Peronosporomycetes; Peronosporales; Peronosporaceae
Product: RXLR effector family protein, putative
Exons: 6
Coding region: 1-2043 (680 amino acids)
Source: RefSeq, a predicted model, not a curated record
AUGCUCCCGUUCGUCCGACGUCUGCGUGACGUAAUUCGGCUGCACAAGGCGCUGCGGCUUGAGGAAGACUACAAGCUACCGAGCCGCCUUCGCGUUGGUGAAGUCGAGGGGCUCUGUGUGUUGCUGCGCCGGCUCGCGUACCCUGGACGGUACGGGGAUCUUGCUGUGAUGUUCGGCAGGUCGCCCAGUGCGCUGUGCCUGAUCUUUCGCUUCAUGGUGGACCUAAUCUACGCUAAGUGCAGCAAGCUUCUUGCACGCGGCAGUCCUAUCGACAGGUGUAUCGGCUUCAUUGAUAGCACGGUGGGUUCUUUCGAGGCUUCUGAGGCGAGACCUUGCCGCACCUUUGGCUGUCCCGAUAAGGGCACAAAGACAUGGUCAGCAAAGGAUGAUGAGUACGACACUUCAGAAGAGAGAGUUGACAUCAAGGUGCCUGGCGCAGAGAAGCUUAAAGGUUUAAUCACGUCUGGGACUACAAAGCUGAAAAAAUUCGCAAGCAGGGUGAAGAAUAGACUGGCUUUCAACAACCAGAAAGGCACCGAAGACAGCGUAGCGAAGCUCGGUGUCGGAGCAAUGGAGUCGAAACGUACAGACACUGCGCUCGCUCAAUCUGUGAUCACCAUCAACAAUAAAAGACCUGAGCUGAACGAGGAGGCAUUUCAUUCAGCACUGACCGCUAAGUAUGACGUUGAAGCCCUGACCAAGAUACUGGUAGACGCACAGCGCCCAGGCGCAUCGAAAGUUGCUACUAUGGUUGAAGCCAUCCAGUUCGAUAACUGGGUUACUCAAAAGAAAACGGCGGGAGAUAUCUACAACCUCCUGAAGCUAAAUGUUGAAGAUGUUGAUGUUUUGGUAAACCCAUUGCUGCCCACCUGGAUCUCGUUCGUGAAGACCAAGCUCAAGGAGGAUCCGUACGAUUUCUUGCUGCUCAAACUGGCAAAGCAGUACGAAGAAGACGCACUACAUAAAAGGCUGAUCGCAGCCAGCACUACGGCCAGUACGAGAGAUAUUGCUAGCGGUUUGGAGUUUGCGCAGAUAAAGAAAUGGCUGACCACAGGAAAAGCGGAAGAUGACGUCUUGAAGAUUUCACUUGUACCUGCCGACAAGGAGCUCGGGCUCUUGAAGCACCCAGCUCUACAAACCUUUAUCUCCUACGCGACUAAGCACCAUACACUGGAUCCGUAUGAGUUUUUGGUACUCAAGUUGGCGAAGAGGCACGGCGAAGACGAACUACCUAAAAUGCUAGUUAGGGCGAAGUCCGACUCUGAUUUGGUAUCCAUGGCUGUGAAGCUGGAAUCGACGCAGUUUAAAAUCUGGAAGGAGAAAGGUAAAACGAGCGAUGACGUUUUUAAGAUGCUUCGUCUAGACAUUGACCAGAGUAUCGACACACUGAAGAGCCCAGGCCUAGUUUCAUGGUUCUCGUACGUGAAAAAAAUUAGCGAAAACCCGACCGAAGUGCUGUACCGAAAAUUGGAAAUACGUUUUAGCGAUGCAGAGAUACUGAAGAUGUUUUUCGCUGGGAGGAAGGACGGCACUUUAAAGUUUUCGUUGGGUCCAAUGGUCCGCUUGAUCAAAGGCAAUUGGCUGGGUCAAAAGAAAACUGCAGAAGAUGUCUUCACCGAUCUCUCCCUACACAAAGAUGGCAUUAAUUUUUUUGAAAACCCGAUACUGGUAACUUGGUUCACCUACGUAAAAAGUAUGCACAAGGAGGAAGCAGACAACGUGAUGUCGUCGGUGAUGACGAAAUAUUACGACGAUGAAACACUGAAGAAGAUGGUUACCCACAGCUCGAUAACAGGGAAUCUUAAAGCCACGGCAGCACAAGUGGCGUCUGCACUGUGGUUGCGCGAAGGAAUGCCAGCACACGAGGCCUUUAAGCUGUUGAGGCUAAGCGGGAAAGGCGACAACGCUUUAUCGGAUCCCGCAUUUGGUACAUGGGUCUCAUACUUUAACAAGUUGCAAGGCAAGAAGAUGAAUCAAGACGAUUCAAGCAAUGGAUUUGGGAAAAGCAUUGGAAUCCGAAAGAACUUAGCUACGCCCACAUGA